Messenger RNA from Callorhinchus milii (elephant shark), 1497 nucleotides. RefSeq names its product sema domain, immunoglobulin domain (Ig), transmembrane domain (TM) and short cytoplasmic domain, (semaphorin) 4Gb (gene sema4gb). The record is from RefSeq and is a predicted model, not a curated record. Lineage: Eukaryota; Metazoa; Chordata; Chondrichthyes; Chimaeriformes; Callorhinchidae. Gene Ontology annotation, biological process: negative regulation of axon extension involved in axon guidance; semaphorin-plexin signaling pathway; positive regulation of cell migration. Gene Ontology annotation, molecular function: chemorepellent activity; semaphorin receptor binding.
UGCAUCACAGACGAUUUCAGGAAGAAAGGCUUCAAGACGUCUCGGGAUUUGCCGGACCUGGUUCUGGAUUUCGUGAAGAAACACCCUGUGAUGGCCGAGGACGUGUUGCCUGUGGGGAGGCGCCCCCUAUUUGUGAGGAAGAAUGUGAAUUACACAAAGAUUGCUGUGGACACGGUUACAGGAGUGGACAACAUGCAGUACGAUGUCCUGUUCAUUGGCACAGUUGACGGAUGGCUGCAUAAAAUAGUGAAGGUUGGAUCCCACAUGCACGCUAUAGAGGAAAUACAGGUCUACAAAGAGCCCCAGCCAGUGGAGAGUGUGGUGAUCUCCAGGACACAGAGAAUGGUAUAUGUGGGCUCACAGAGUGCAGUGAUCCAGCUUCCCCGGGCAAGCUGCAGCAAGUACACUCUGUGCCAGGACUGCAUCCUGGCCCGGGACCCUGACUGUGGCUGGGACGGUGAAGCCUGCCGACAGAUCACAGGGAACGAGAACAGAUCCCAGUUGACCCAGGACAUUGUGAGUGGGAACAAUGGAUGUUUGACCAGCAGCGCGGAUGUCCCUUCCCAAGUGAGGAACAAGAAAGUAACCAAGGGCUCCACCAUCUUGCUGGAGUGUCAGUUCAGAUCAAACCUUGCUGUCUCCAAGUGGCGAUUCAACCGAGAGGACCUAGCCACCCGCGAGGCGGAACACUACUCACUGGAGCGACAGGCUUUGCUGAUAAAGGCCGCACUGGUCAGCGACAGCGGGGAGUACAGCUGCUAUGCCGAGGAGAAUGGGCUGGAGUAUUUGGUGGUUCUCUACAUGGUCAGUGUGGUGGAAAGCUCUCAGCCUGAGGUCCCUCCGUCACACCUGGCUCAGAUCUCCUCGGGCAGAGAGUUCCUGUACCUGACCAUCAUCGUCUUCCUGGGGUCAGUUGCCGUAGUAACAUCCAUCCUUGCUAUCUACCUGGUCUGCUCCCCGUCCAAGAGAGGCAAGUACCAGGUGCAACUGUGCCGUCCGUCCCUCAUCGAGCUGCAGAACGUAUCCGGGAGUUGUGGGCCCAGGAGCGAGGGAGGGUCUGGCGAAGAGGACCACCAGGUGGGCUUCCUGAAGAUCAUCCCCGGCCAGGCCCCCAGCACCAACUCGCUCCACAACAACAGGACUGCCGACUUGGAGCUGCCCCCUCCCCCGCCCCCUCCCCCACUGCCCCCCGAAAUGGUUGACACCCCCAACGGGCUCCCUGGACUUCCCCACGUACUGAGGAAGAUGAACGGCAACAGCUACUUGCUCCUGAGGCAGGCCAGCAAGGGGCAGGCAUCCCCCCAUUACCACUCCUUCACUGAAGAGCUGAGCAGGAAGCUGGAGAAGAGGAAACACACUCAGUUGGGGGAGAAACCGGAUGAGAGUUCGGUCUGAGCACAAAAUGGGAGCCUUGUCCACUCCCAGCCAGACUCGGAAACGUAUCUAUCUACCUCUCUCUCUUUCUCUCUCUCUCUCACACAUUGAGGAGUCCUGUAG